Messenger RNA from Gavia stellata (red-throated loon), 951 nucleotides. It is a transcript of the gene NOXRED1, whose product is annotated as NADP dependent oxidoreductase domain containing 1. The transcript is spliced from 6 exons. The record is from RefSeq and is a predicted model, not a curated record. Gene Ontology annotation, molecular function: pyrroline-5-carboxylate reductase activity. NCBI's taxonomy places the organism in Eukaryota, Metazoa, Chordata, Aves, Gaviiformes, Gaviidae. Gene Ontology annotation, biological process: L-proline biosynthetic process.
AUGUACCAGUCUGAGGGUAGAGGCCAUGUCCAUCUUCUAAAUCCUCACUGCUGAUGCUUGUUCUUCUGGGCCAAGAUGUGGGACGUUACAGAGCUUUUGAAGUCCUCUCAGGCUGAUGAAGCAGUAGAAGGUGAGGGGGCCUUGAUGUAUCUGACAAGGUGCCGCAAGGGGCUGGCAGUCAGUGCAUGUGCCCAUGCCAUCUUCUACAAACUUCUCCAUGACCUCAGGAAGAGUGGGACUGAGAAGGGUUUGCCAACUUCCUUGGGGGACAGCCACAGCCUGAAGGUUGGGAUUAGCAGCAGGGGGCACCUUGGGAAGCAACUGGCCCAUGUGCUCCUGACACUGAGCUGGGCUCCAUGCCCCAGUAUCCAUGUUUCCACCAGGUGCCCUGAGAGCCUGGAUAAGUCAGACCUGCAGAAGCAGGGGCUUGCGUGCUUUUAUGACAACACUCAGUUGGUGGCCUGGGCGGACAUUGCAUUCCUCUGCUGCCUCCCAUCUCACGUGCUGUCCAUCUGCUCUGUCAUUCAGCCUGCCAUCCAGAAACCCUGCGUUGUGUACAGCCUCGUCAGCGCCAUCCCUCUCCUCAGGUUGAAGCAACUCCUUUGCUACAGUGCCAUCGUGAGGGCGCAGUACGAGCGCUCUGGCCAGGAGCCUACCGAUGAAUGUGGGGCGACGGGGACAGUCCCAGCGGCGCUGCAAGACCCUGCUGCUGCGCAGGCAGCGUGCCCCUGCAGUUCCCGAGGGAAAAUAAGAGUCAAUGCUGAAUGGCUGGUGGCCAUUUUCUACGCAGCCCUGAACAGCAGUACGUGGCAGAGCCUGCCUCACCAGAAGGCACUGAAAUUACUCAGUGACCUCUGUUUUCCUGAAUGCUGCCCCAUCUGUACAGAGCAGAAAACCUCCUGUCCACGGUUUGUGCACAAGAGUUCUGUCAGCAAAGGUUUUCCCUUGUGA